CCCUUUAAAAUAUUUCACCAUGUACUUCUGCUCUAUCAUUGCAUUCCCACUGUGAUGGCUCCAGAGAUAUCUGUCAGUUUCCUGAAUGUUCCAGUUUUGCUUGUCUUCUGGCUAAUGAGCCAUACGGUGGACUUGCUGCAGCUGUCAGCUCCAGCAGUGGUGACAGCACCAGAAGGGGGAUCUGUGACGGUCAACUGUCAAUAUGGACAUCAGUACAGAGAACACACAAAGUACUGGUGCAGGGGCCCUAUAUAUAAGCUGUGUCACAUCGUGGUGAAAACUCCCAGGAACUGUCAUAGUGACAGAAGCUCCAUUGUUGAUGACAAGAGAGCAAUGGUCUUCAGUGUUACCAUGACUUCUCUAAGACACAGUGAUGAAGAUAAAUACUGGUGUGUCAUUGCCAGACAAGGAAUUAAUGUCUACACUGGUGUCAGACUCCUGGUCUCUUCCACAGUGAAAACUCCACCCCCCUCAACAGCCACACCUGAAUACGAUGAAAUAAGUUAUUGGGCAACUCUACGCUGGAUCCUUUUCAUUUUGUUGCUGUGUUGUUUUGUAUUGACAAAUUUGGUGUUAUGGAGGAUCAAUACUGCACAGAGAGCAUGGCGACACAAACCCUCUGAGCAUAACAAUUUAAGAUGAAUCGAGGUUAUAAACAAUUUAUAAACAAACAUGUAUGCACAAAAUGAUUCCACUGGCAAAUGAAAUCAA
Molecule: messenger RNA, 711 nt
Organism: Thalassophryne amazonica
Lineage: Eukaryota; Metazoa; Chordata; Actinopteri; Batrachoidiformes; Batrachoididae
Product: CMRF35-like molecule 1
Exons: 4
Coding region: 55-642 (195 amino acids)
Source: RefSeq, a predicted model, not a curated record